UCGGAACAAGAAGUUAGUUCCCUCCCGCGAAUGUGUAAAAAGAGACAAUGUAACCUAUUUGUUAAAAGUUUCUAUUUCUAUUUUAACAUAUGUUAGUUUUAAAAUAAAAGCUUAAGCAAGUUAAGUUUUCUCGGACCGAUAUUAUCAGCAUUACUAUGCUACUUAAGCUACUUUUUUACCUUCUACUUUAUUUCAGCCCGUCAAAGACAAGAAAUGUCCUUCUAAUCAUAGCUGAUGAUGCUGGUUUUGAGACGGAGGUGUACAACAACUCAGUGGUUCGAACGCCUCACCUGCGUUCUCUGGCCCAGCGAAGCCUGGUGUUCAACAACGCUUUUACAUCUGUCAGCAGCUGUUCUCCCAGUCGCUCUACUAUCCUCACUGGGCUGCCACAGCACCAAAAUGGCAUGUAUGGCCUUCACCAAGGCGUCCAUCAUUUCAACUCCUUUGAUGGAGUUCAAAGUUUGCCUCUACUGCUCAGACAAGCAAACAUACACACAGGUAUAAUUGGUAAAAAACAUGUUGGUCCUGGCUCUGUGUAUCCUUUUGACUUUGCCUACACGGAGGAGAACAACUCUGUCCUCCAGGUGGGGAGGAACAUCACCCGCAUCAAACUUCUGGUCCGAAAGUUUUUCCAGACCCAUAAAGAGGAAGUCUUUGAGAGGAAUCAGAAAGAAGAGGAAAACAGAACUAAUGGUCAAAAAUAUGAAGAGAGGCCUUUUUUUCUCUAUGUUGCCUUUCACGACACACACCGCUGUGGGCACUCACAGCCUCAGUAUGGAGCCUUCUGUGAGAAGUUUGGUAAUGGAGACAAGGGCAUGGGAAACAUUCCUGACUGGACUCCACAAUAUUACACACCACAACAAGUCAAGGUUCCUCCCUUCAUGCCGGACACGCCUGCAUCACGAGCAGAUUUGGCGGCAUUGUACACGACUGUAAGCAGGUUGGACCAAGGUAUUGGAUUACUUCUGCAGGAGCUCAGGGAGGCUGGUUAUGAAAACGAUACUUUGGUCAUCUACAGUUCUGAUAAUGGCAUCCCCUUCCCCAAUGGUAGAACCAACCUGUAUCAGUCCGGCACAGCAGAGCCCAUGCUGGUGUCCUCACCUGAGCACAUGAAUCGAUGGGGAGACAAUAGCCAGGCCUAUGUCAGCUUACUAGACAUAACCCCCACCAUUCUGGACUGGUUUUCUCUGCCCUACCCAUCAUACACCCUACCUGGCAGCACGGCAGUGCCAGUUCACCUCACUGGACGUUCUUUGCUCCCAGCCCUGAUCACUGAACCCAGCAGCUGGAACACACUCUAUGCCAGCCAAUCUCUACAUGAAGUCACCAUGUACUACCCAACUCGCUCUGUCCAGCAAGGGGCCUAUCACCUCCUCCAUAACCUGCACUAUCGCAUGCCAUUUCCUAUCGACCAGGACCUUUAUGUGUCUCCCACCUUUCAGGACCUGCUAAACCGCACCAGACUGAGUCAACCAACAAACUGGUUCAAAACUCUGAACGAGUAUUACUACAGGGAACGCUGGGAACUAUACGAUACCAGGAAAGACCCUUUGGAAAGGAAGAAUUUGGCAUCAGACGGUACAUACAUCAAAGUUGUGGAGGUCUUGAAGCAAAGUCUGCAGAAGUGGCAGUGGGAGACCGGAGAUCCGUGGGUGUGUGGGCCCGACUACGUCCUGGAAGACAAGCUGGAGCCACAAUGCAGGCCUCUCUACAACCAACUGUAAAUGUUAUGACUGACACACUGUAUUAGGAGCAUUCAUAUUGCUCUUAAAAGAACCGUAUUUCAUUAACAUUUUUAUUAUUGAAUCAUGUGUCAUACUUGCGUAUUAGGACUAGCAACAUGACAUUUUACUUGUUUAUUUUUCCAGUUUUUCUACAAUAUGUAUGUCAAUAAAUCAUUAUGA
Molecule: messenger RNA, 1904 nt
Organism: Entelurus aequoreus (snake pipefish)
Lineage: Eukaryota; Metazoa; Chordata; Actinopteri; Syngnathiformes; Syngnathidae
Gene: sgsh
Product: N-sulfoglucosamine sulfohydrolase (sulfamidase)
Exons: 9
Coding region: 156-1724 (522 amino acids)
Biological process (GO): heparan sulfate proteoglycan catabolic process; glycosaminoglycan catabolic process
Molecular function (GO): N-sulfoglucosamine sulfohydrolase activity
Source: RefSeq, a predicted model, not a curated record